Messenger RNA from Bombyx mandarina (wild silkworm), 3311 nucleotides. RefSeq names its product brother of ihog (gene boi). Gene Ontology annotation, biological process: cell-cell adhesion; axon guidance. Gene Ontology annotation, molecular function: protein binding. Gene Ontology annotation, cellular component: axon; plasma membrane. The record is from RefSeq and is a predicted model, not a curated record. NCBI's taxonomy places the organism in Eukaryota, Metazoa, Arthropoda, Insecta, Lepidoptera, Bombycidae.
UUGUGCUUUCGGUCGUCUGUGUUGUUCUCCUCACUGUUUUACAGUCAGUGAUGUAAACAACUUAUCAUUUCACGUGUUUAUGAUCAUAUUUAUAACUGAAUUGUGUGUGAGAAAUGUGCUAGUUUUGUAUGUGGCGGCUAAGAGCACAGUUUCGGUAACAUUUAUGAGUGAAACGGUACCCCACGAUGUCUUUGCCGAUAAGCAUCCCGUUGCUGUUGGCGGCGACCGCGGUUUUGGCCGAAAUCGACAUGAACUUCAUAAAGUAUCCAGAAUCCGUAACGGCUCCUGUCGGUGACUCGGUAACCUUCGAGUGUGAAGUGGACGUACCGGCUGAGAAGUUGAUUUGGCGAACGCGACCCGUUGACGGCCCUGAAGGUAUCUGGGAAAAAGUGGUGACAGGAAAGGAAAAAUCCACUGAAGUCUCAAGUCGUCUGGCGGUCGAAGUGAAAGACGAUACACAAACUGCUUUUUAUCAGUGCGUAGUAUUGUACGGUUCAGUGAUAUUGGUAUCGGUACCAGCAAAGCUGAGUGUAGCGAGCCUGGAUUUAAGCAGGAACAGUCUUGAGAAACGCGUCAUCACUGCACCAUUGCAUAAUACUGUGGUUCUUCACUGCAAACAACCGCUGUCCGAUCCACCCGCUGACCUGACCUGGUGGAAAGAGAGUACAAAAGGUUCUAAGAAACCGAUAGAAACUCCUCAUGGUGUACUGGUGAUCCACAAUACGUCGUUAUCUGACAGCGGUACAUACGGCUGCAAGGCCACGAACAAACUCAGCUUGAAAGCUGCGGAUCUACCCGAGAAGACUGUGCUGAAGAUACAACGUGACGAUACCGGAGAAGUCAGAUUCGUGGAAUCGGAAGAUUAUGUAGGGGUCAAAGAUAAUGAUGUGCUAACGAUGCCAAUAAAGCCGAGAGGAACUUUAAGGUUGUAUUGCGGAGUGGUCGGAGUUCCUCCUCCGAAGAUCACUUGGACCAGGGAAGGAAGAACGCCGCUGCCAAAAAGACACGAUCAUGCGAUACUUACUAUUGCGAACAUUACCGCUGCCGAUGAAGGUAUUUAUUCGUGUUCAGCAAACGGCAUACGUAGGUCUUGGAAGGUGGUGGUGUUGCAGCCGCCCCGGUGGGAGGGCGUCGCCGCCAACGCCAAUGACACGGAGGGCAAGGGGGACAGUAUUAGCUGCGGCAACGCCGUCGGGUACCCCCAGCCCGAGGUCUACUGGGUGUUGAACGGAGAACGCGUCAGCACCGGUACCGGAGUCACCGCUACAGAUUCAGACCUGAAUAUCGAGCACCUAGAGAAGAAGCACGCCGGGAUAGUUCAGUGCUUCGCGUGCAACAAGCUCGGGUGUUCGUUCCUGGCGGCCAUGCUCACUGUCGUUCCGCUGCAGAUAUCGGACCAGGAUUAUUCAAUGGAAACGCCGAAAACUUUGCAAUCAUCAUCGCAACUUCCUAAACGUCAUAACAGGAAGAAUUCAAGGAAGCAGAAAGUUGUACCAGUGAUGGUGCCACCAUCGCGUCCUAACGUGACCCGCCUGUCCGACCAGAGUGUGAUGCUGUCCUGGACACAGCCACGAGAAGGACUUCCCAUAUUAUUUUUUAAGGUGCAGUACAAAGAAGCGACGAAUACGAGCAAAGAGUGGAAUACAUUGACGCAAGAAAUCCCUCCACACAUACAUUCUUAUGAAGUCGACGGUCUCACACCGGACAAGUACUAUAGAUUUCGAAUAGCAGCGGUGUACUCGAACCAAGACAACAAUCAGGGUCGGAGCAGUACGCGUUUCUUCCUGCAGAGCGGCGACUACAAAGGGCCCAGUGCACCUGUACUCACCAAAGUUGAAGCCACCUCGCCUCACAGCCUACAGUCAGAUUGGACGUGGUCUCGUGGUGAUGGUGCGGAGACAGAAGGGUUCUAUCUCUGUGUGCGUGCGGUGUCCUCUGCGGGAGCUUACGAGUGCGUGAGAGCUCCUGCAUCAGCUCGUUCGUUAGAGCUGCACCACUUCUCACCCGAUACUCAAUAUGAGUUGAAGCUCAGGGCGUACACAUUACAGGCCCCUUCUGAAUUCAGCGCUAUUAAGGUGGCAAAGACCCAGAAGCUAUCCAACGCGCCGACAUCGACGAGUCCAGCGCCGGUGUCGGAGGCGGGCGCGACGAGUGCGGGGGGCGCGGGGGGCGCGGGCGUGGCUCUGGGCGCGGCGCUGGGCGCGGGCGGCGUGCUGGUCGCCGCGCUGUUCGCCGCGCUCAUGUGUCGGCGAGCCAGGAGACUGCCUAAACACAAAGAGAACGCUUCAUCAUUGGAAGGCGGUGGGGCUAAUGCUUACAUUCCCGCCAAAGUUCCGAUCACUAUAACGUCAAACCCUAUGCAUUCAGAGGGAUCAGACCCUGGAGUAGAAAUGUCAUUUCUACACAACAAUAACACCGGGAACAAUGAUGACACACUACCGCAUUCGAGGAAAAAUGGACCGGCACCGCGGCAAUACGUAUGAGCAAUAAAAUUGACAUUAUUAUAAGUGUUGCUAUUGAUAAGAAUAUCUACUAUAAUAGUAGUGAUGACGAUAAAUGUGAAACAAAUCGCAGUUUUAGUAAAUGGAGUACCGGGGUUGCAACAGUACAAAAAUAUAUACAUAUUUAUAUUUAAUUUUCGGUUACAUUUUUACGGGAUAAAUAACUGUGAAAAUUACUGUUUAAAGACUUGGUUAUUAAAUUUAGUACUAACGCUAAGAUUUUAAUUUAUUUAGAAAAGAACUAGUUAAACAUGUUUUUAUAGAUCUGAAUUAAUAUUUGUAGCCAGCUCAGAGCUGAUUUUGUAUGUUAAGGGUUGCCAUGAUUCGGAGAAAAAAUUAAAACGCAAGGAAGGGCAAUGUACUUAAGGUAAUGUGUUAGAAAUAUGAAAAUAGAUAUUUACACUGCUAAGUAUUUCCUAAAUUUAUAAAUUUUUUGUUGUUAUUUUGAUUAUUAUUUUGUAUUUCUAAGGUUGUGACUCAAACAGGUAUUUACCCAGUGAAACUAAUUCAGAAUUUUUAUUUUAGUCCCAUUGGUACCAUGGUACUUAUUUUUGAUGUUUUCAUCAAGCAAUGAAAUAGACGCAAUAAUUGAGGUCGUCAGCGCAAAAGUAGCUUAAGCUUACCAUAGUUGGUAUGGAGAUAACGAGGCUUGAAUUUGCUUGUACACUGCUUCGUAGGCAAAAACAAUACGCGCAAAAAUAAUGUUUACAAAUCCAUUUGUUGAAAGGCCAGUUUUGCAUCAAAAUUUAUUAUGUUUUAAAUAAUGUAAUAAAUACGCAAGCCCGAAUAUGAAAAAUUUUGGGUUAAGCC